AUGUUGCUCCAGUCUCUUGCAAACUAUGCGUCACAGCACUAUUAUGCUGUGAUUAUUAUCUUGAUUUUACUCGCCAUUGUGGUCAAGUGUCUCUAUGAAAUAUACUUCAGCCCUCUGGCCCGAUUUCCAGGCCCCAAAUAUGCGGCUGUUUCCCGAAUCCCAAAUCUAUAUCAUACUUUUAAAGGAGAUCUAGUUGAGUGGGUUACCGAGCUGCAUGUAAUCUAUGGGAAUACCGUGCGCGUAGCUCCCAAUGAGCUAAGCUACUCUACCCCAGAGGCUUGGAAGGAUGUUUACGGUCACGCGUCUGCCGGCAAAAAAACAACAGAAAAGGAUACCAAAUUUUAUGGACCCUCAUUUAAUGGCGCCCCAGAUAUUAUUCGCGCUCUUGGUCCGGAUCACACCCGCUUCCGCCGCAACUUUUCCCAUGCAUUUUCCGAGAAGGCCCUCCGUGAACAGCAGCCACUGAUUCGCCACUAUGUGGACCUGCUGGUUGAAAAAUUACAAACCCUUGUGCAAGAAGAUCCGCAAGCACCAAUUGAGAUCGUCCAUCUAUACAAUCUCACCACAUUCGAUAUCAUGGGUGAUUUGACGUUCGGAGAAUCUUUGAACCUCUUAGCUGGAAGUGGCGAUGACAGCUGGGUUUCCACAAUAUACAUCAGCAUGAAAACCAAUGCACUUCGCAGACUUGGACGCUACUACCCUUGGACUGCAUUCUUGACGCGGAAACUUAUUCCCCAGGCUCUGGUAGAAAAGACAGCGGCGCAUUACAAGGCGUGCAAGGAACGCGUAAACAGGCGGAUUGAUCCAUCUCGAAAUGCCCACAGACCAGAUAUCUGGGGCAUUGUUAUGAAUCAGAAGGAAGGACUCCGCCUGAGCCGUGAGGAAAUGUAUGCGAACUCGCAGGUUUUUAUGGUUGCUGGUACUGAGACUACAGCAACUGCCUUGAGUGGGUUGACAUAUCAUCUCCUAAUGAAUCCAGAUAAAAUGGCGAAGAUUGUUCACGAAAUUCGGAGCACGUUUACUAAGGAUUCAGGCAUUGAGCUCGAAGCCUUGGGAAGGAUGAAGUACUUGAAUGCGUGUAUCGAGGAAGGUCUUCGCCUCUACCCUCCUGUUCCGGUUGGAUUGCCUCGAGUCACACCUGAAGCUGGCCUUAUGGUCUGUGGAGAGCAUAUCCCUCACAAGACUGCACUUUCAGUCAAUCACUGGGCAACCUAUCACGAUCCUGAAAAUUUCAAGCGACCAAAUGAGUAUAUUCCAGAGCGAUGGAUCAGUGACGAAUUUGCAAGUGAUAAUAAGGCGACCCUUCAGCCCUUCUCAUUUGGGCCACGCAAUUGCCUUGGAAAGAAUUUGGCAUACAGCGAAUUACGCUUGAUACUUGCUAAGGUCUUGUAUCAUUUUGAUUUCAACCUUGUUCCAGAGUCUGUCGGCUGGGAUAAGCAGAAGACGUUUUUCUUGUGGGAGAAAAAGAAGUUGAUGGUGACCCUGAAACCAAGAGCCGGGGUUGCUUAG
Messenger RNA from Penicillium cataractarum, 1509 nucleotides. RefSeq names its product cytochrome P450. The coding region runs from base 1 to 1509 and encodes 502 amino acids. Gene Ontology annotation, molecular function: monooxygenase activity; iron ion binding; oxidoreductase activity, acting on paired donors, with incorporation or reduction of molecular oxygen. The record is from RefSeq and is a predicted model, not a curated record. NCBI's taxonomy places the organism in Eukaryota, Fungi, Ascomycota, Eurotiomycetes, Eurotiales, Aspergillaceae. The transcript is spliced from 4 exons.